Molecule: messenger RNA, 7425 nt
Organism: Cynoglossus semilaevis (tongue sole)
Lineage: Eukaryota; Metazoa; Chordata; Actinopteri; Pleuronectiformes; Cynoglossidae
Gene: plekhh2
Product: pleckstrin homology domain containing, family H (with MyTH4 domain) member 2
Exons: 31
Coding region: 445-5334 (1629 amino acids)
Biological process (GO): negative regulation of actin filament depolymerization
Cellular component (GO): cytoskeleton; cytoplasm
Molecular function (GO): actin binding
Source: RefSeq, a predicted model, not a curated record
UUUUCGGGCCAUGAUUGCGAAGGCGUACUUUUGAAUUUCCUGCAGUCUUAUAGGAAGUUUGACUUCCGUGCCGCAAACACAACGUCACUUCCGAAUAAACACCGGAGCCCGCCCACAAAAACUGUUCCGUCAAUAAAACAGCGCUCCUGAUUUCUAUUGGUGAAAUAUACACGUCAAUCAUUGCCUGACGCCUCCAGACGGAGAAUCCUACCCGGCUUAUGAUUGGAUAGAAAUUUAGAGACCCCGCCCUCUAACUCCCACCCGUUCCCCACUCUGGCAUUGGAGAUGGAAUGAAAUCUUUUGGAAGAAAGGACAAUUUACCGUUUUUUUCAUUCAGUAAUUCUGCCUCCGGGAUAAAAUAAGAAAUACAGAAACAACAAAAUGACCAACGACUGAAGUCUGCUUUACAGUUUACGCCAUCAUUAAUAACGGAGCCCAGCCAGGAUGGCAGAUGGGGAGGACACCAUGAGCCAGGAGGACUGGAAGGAGAAGUGCAUGGUCCUGGAGGCUCUGCUCAUGAAGUUCAGGAUGCAGAUCAUCAAGAUACGGGAGCUGACGGCAGACAAAAUCCAGCAGCUGGAGACGCAGGUGAUCGACGCUGAGAAACGAGCUUUCACUGCUCACCAACAGGUGCAGUGGAUGGAGGAGAAGCUGAACCCUCCAGAAGGUCAGUCAGCAGAGGCUGAAGUCAAUCUGUUCCAACGCUGUCAGGAGCUGCAGGCCCGGCUGCAGGAGAAGGACGAUCUGAUUGGUCGACUGGAGCAGCAGCUGGAGGAGCAGAAACAAAGUCGACUUGUCGAUGCGAAGACCGUGGAGGAGAAGGCCGCCAAGAUCAAGGAGUGGGUGAUGCUGAAGCUGUCGGAGUUUGAAGUGGAAAACGCAGCGCUGAGAGAAAACAACAAGAAACAGGAGGCUCAGAUUCUGGAGCUGCAGAACCAGGUCCAGGCCCUGGAGCAGAGGAGUUCCGGUGGACGAGGAGCCCCCAGCAGACCGGGGGGGGCCCAGCGCCUCAGCAGCCUGACCUUUGGAUGUUUCCAGGUGAGAGGGAAGAACCCUCAGGUUCUCACCGGCCCCACCCCCUCCCAGAGGACACUCAGCACCCAGGAGGAGAGUGACGUCAGCGCGACGCCAGAGCAGGCAGACGGUGACGUCCAGAGACCGGAUCAAACUGGACUUGUUGGUCUCACCGUUGAUGACGACAGCGCGUCCGAAAGCCUGGCUGAGAUCGCGAGCGGAGAGGAGUCGCGCGGCGUCUCCUCCGUGCUCUCCAGUGCAGCGUCAGAGGGGGAGGCAGAGGGGGGAGGUGGGGUGUGUGGACUGGGGUUCAGUCGCCCUGGCAGCGACACCUACCUGACGGCCUCUGACGACAGCAGCUCCGUGUUCGAUGACGACAUGCAGAGAGCGGAGCGGCCCGGCUUCGGUCUGCUCGGACCCUCAGAUGGAAGUCUGGAGGGGAGUAAGGAGGGGGAGGACGAGGAGUCACGCAGGGUCAGGCUGGAGGAGAGCACUUCUGAGGAGCUCAACAAAAGAUUCCAGUCACAAAGACUGGACUCCAAUGAACCCAACAGUCCCAGCGCCCCCCUCACGUCAGCCCUCACACCUAAACGACCCACCCCGCCCCAGGACCCCACGACGCCAGAGCAGGCAGACGGUGACGUCCAGAGACCGGAUCAAACUGGACUUGUUGGUCUCACCGUUGAUGACGACAGCGCGUCCGAAAGCCUGGCUGAGAUCGUGAGCGGAGAGGAGUCGCGCGGCGUCUCCUCCGUGCUCUCCAGUGCAGCGUCAGAGGGGGAGGCAGAGGGGGGAGGUGGGGUGUGUGGACUGGGGUUCAGUCGCCCUGGCAGCGACACCUACCUGACGGCCUCUGACGACAGCAGCUCCGUGUUCGAUGACGACAUGCAGAGAGCGGAGCGGCCCGGCUUCGGUCUGCUCGGACCCUCAGAUGGAAGUCUGGAGGGGAGUAAGGAGGGGGAGGACGAGGAGUCACGCAGGGUCAGGCUGGAGGAGAGCACUUCUGAGGAGCUCAACAAAAGAUUCCAGUCACAAAGACUGGACUCCAAUGAACCCAACAGUCCCAGCGCCCCCCUCACGUCAGCCCUCACACCUAAACGACCCACCCCGCCCCAGGACCCCAGGGACAACCCUGCCUCACCCAAACAGCCCCGCCUCAGAACCCCCGCAGGGUUGGGACUGAUUAACGCUUCUUUGUCUAAAAAACAUCUGAGUCAGCCACCGCUCAGCGCCGAGACCACCGACGGAAAAACACGCAACGCCCUGAGCAUGCUGCACCCCCUCUCCCCACUGGACACAGACCCCGACCAGAGAGGUGAGGCCGGAAUGGAAACAACCAGGAGAACGCCGCCGAAGGUGCUUCCCCGCUCACAGGCUCCAGCUUUACCUGGUCCAAAGGGAGACCGGGACUCUGAUGUGACAGGACCGGACCGGACCCCUCCCACCCCCCCUUUACACAGACUGCCCUCCUGGGAGAGUCGUAUCUACGCUGUGGCUCAGUCAGGGAUCAGACUGUCAGAGACCACCUGCACAGGUGUUCCAGACCCCUCCCUCCAGUCCUCCUACCCAGCCUUCCUCAUGUUCACCUCCCUGGUCUACAAGAACCUGACCUCCCCAGUUUACACCACUCUGAAGGGGAAAGCCACUCUCCUGAGCAGCGGCCCGUUCUCUGACCAGUCGUCCAGUUCUGAGGAGUCGUCCAGUUCAGGGGAGGAGGACGGCUCCGUCUGCAGCUCACACACCUCCUGCAGCUCCCGCAAGGACAGCAGCCCCGGCAGCCCCCGCUCCCUGAAGAGAGCUGUGUCCAUGUCAUCGAUGACAUCAGAGAGUGACUACGCCAUACCACCCGACGCCUACUCCACCGACACCGAGAACUUUGAGCCAGAGCACAAGUUGCCCAAGACCUGCUCUGGAGCCAGCGACAACGGCAAGACUGAGCCGAUGGAAAAGUCUGGUUACCUGUUGAAGAUGGUGAGGACCUGGAAGAAAACCUGGAAGAGACGCUGGUUUGUCCUUAAAGAUGGAGAGCUGCUGUACUACAAGUCGCCUAGUGACGUGAUCAGAAAACCUCAGGGUCAGAUCGAGGUCAACGCCUCCUCCAACAUCGCCCGCGGAGACGGAAAACAAAUCCUUCAGAUCGUGACGGGGAAACGGGUUUACUACCUGAAGGCCGAUUCUCCCAACCUGCUGGACGAGUGGCUCCGGGUUCUGCUGAGCGUUCUGAGGGUGAAGGCCGCCAGCCCUCUCUUCACUCAGCCGGACAUCCGCCCCGGCAUGAAGGGCCUGCUCAUCAAAGUGAAGCACGGCUACUCCAAGCGUGUUUGGUGCGCUCUGAUCGGGAAAACGCUCUACUACUUCCGCAGCCAUGAGGACAAGUUCCCUCUGGGUCAGAUCAAGCUGUGGGAGGCCCGGGUGGAGGAGGUGGACAGGUCGCGGGAUUCGGACGAUGACCUGAAAGCUUGUGGGCGGGGCUUACAGGGAGCACAUUUCACCAUCGCCGUCCACCCGCAGGAACAAGGACCCACCUACCUGCUCAUCGAGUCCCGCCACGAGAAGGACGCCUGGCUCUACCACCUGUCCGUGGCAGCAGGAACCACCGUGGGUGACGUUGGCACCGAGUUCGAACAACUGGUGGGAAAACUCUUCCAGCUGGAUGGAGAUCCAAACUCCCAGAUCUGGAGACAUCCCACGCUGUGCUUCAGUAAAGAGGCUCUGUGGUCUCCUCUGACCACGCUGCCUUCACAGGCCCUGCAGACGGAGGCUGUGAAACUCUUCAAGACCUGUCAGCUGUUCAUCAACGUGGCCAUCGAUGCUCCGGCCAUCGAUUACCAUGUCUCCCUGGCCCAGAGUGCCCUGCAGGUGUGUCUGGCCCACCCAGAGCUGCAGAACGAGCUGUUCUGUCAGCUCAUCAAACAGACCAGCAGGAGGCAGCCGCCGGGUCAGCCUGGACCCCUGCAGGGGUGGCAGUUCUUGGCCCUGUGUGUGGGUCUGUUUCUGCCUCAGCAUCCGUUCCUCUGGCUCCUCCAGGUUCACCUGAAAAGACACGGAGACUCCAGGACUGAGGUGGGAAAGUACGCCAUCUACUGUCAGAGGUCCAUGGAGCGAACCCAGCAGAAGGGGGAGAGACAGUCCAGACCAUCACGUAUGGAGAUCUUGUCCAUCCUCCUGAGGAACCCGUACCAUCACUCACUGCCCUUCAGCGUUCCUGUCCACUUCCUCAACAACACCUACCAGGUGGUGAGCUUUGACGCUUCGACUACGGUGGACGAGUUCCAGAGUCGCCUGAACCAGGACACUGGUAUGAGGAAGAACGGACUGUCGGGUUUCAGCCUGUACACCGACGAUCCGACCGGACGUGAGCUGGAGCACUGCCUCCAGGGCAGCAUCAAGAUUUGUGACAUCAUUUCCAAGUGGGAGCAGGCAAGUAAGGAGACGCACACUGGGAAGUCUGAGAACACCAGGACCGUCCGCCUCACCUACAAGAACAGGCUGUACUCCUCUCUGCAGGUCCGGGGGGAGGUGGAGAGGGAGCGCUCCCUGCUGGCCUAUCAGACCAAUGAAGCCAUUGUUUCUGGACACUUUCCUGUCAACAAGGAGCUGGCUCUGGAGAUGGCUGCUCUGCUGGCCCAGCUGGAGUUCGGAGAUUUCGAGCGUCCCUUCUCUGCUGCCGGCUCGGCCCAGACCAAGUCCAACCAAACACUCAAACAGGUUCUGGAGAGGUUCUACCCCAAACACUAUCGAAGGACUUCGACAGAGGAGCAGCUCAGACAGCUGCUGCAGCGACUCUCUGCUCGCUGGGCCUCGCUCAGGGGUCGGAGUUCAUCGGAGUGCGUCAGGAUUUACCUGACCGUGGCCAGGAAGUGGCCGUUCUUUGGUGCUAAACUGUUUGAAGCAGAGACGGUGACUUCCUCUCCAGAGCCAGGUGUGCGUGUGUGGCUGGCAGUGCACGAGGACGGAGUCAGUGUUUUAGAGCACAACUCUAUAAAACCACUGGUCUCACAUUCCUACAAAAACCUGAUGACGUUCGGAGGCUGCAGACAGGACUUCAUGCUGGUGCUGGGACACAGCGUCGGUGCCAACAGUACCAGAGACAAACCCACAGAGAAGCACCUGUUUUCUAUGGACUCCUCCAAGGUCAGGGAAAUCACCCUCCUCAUCUCCAGCUACAUCAACAACGCUCACCAGCAGAAGGCCGCCGCCCACCACCUGUCUGCCCCCGCCCUCUUGGUGGCACAGCCAAUCAGCCUGAAGAGCAAAGAGCUGAGGAGCAAAUCCCCGCCGGUCCUGGGGCGACCCAGUAAAACCCCGACUCUGCUGUGAUGGGGCUCCAGGGAGGGUGGACCACCAGACACAAACCUCUGAUUGAUCGACAGCCACAGGAGCCAAGCGUUGGACCACCUCCAUCAGAGUUGACAGGAAAAUAUUAUUUCAGUAAAAGUAGGCCAUGGUCCACAGAUGUGAUCGAAAAAAAAAAAAAUGUAUUUACCAUACGGAGCUCCUCCCUCUGACAGUGAACCAGAAGCUGAAGUCAAAUCCAAACCACGUCAUGUCCACACAAACACCGAGUGAUUUCUUUACACAGUCGGUGUCGAUUAUUUCAUUCAUUUUCAUUGAACAGAAACUGGAUCCUGUUUUUGUUCCACCUUCAUAACGGUGUGGUUUUGUUUCCAGUUUUCAAGUCAUUCUAUUUAUUUGACAAAUAAAUCAUAUGUAUUUAACCCAAGAUGAUGGAUCACAGACUUCACUGAACCACUACUGCCUUCUUUUUUUUUUAAAGCAGCAGUCCCUCUUCCUCCCCCCUCUCCCUUCCUCCCUCCUUCAGUCCCCCUCUGCCCCUGAUGAAAACCCACUGUGACGUGCUGAUACCUGCCCAGCAGCAGCUGACACACCUUCAUUCCUGCAGUCUCUCACAGAGACAGAGAGCUGUGUGUGUGUGUGUAUGUGUGUAUGUGGGGGGAGGGAGGGAGGAGAUAUAUGAUACCUGCCCAAACUAGUUUGAGACAGCGCUGCUAUAGAAACAAGCAGGGAGGGAGGAGGGUGAGGGACGAGAGCUCAGAGAGGAAAAAAACUGGGUGAGGCCAAAUGAGAAGAGAACGUUGAUGAAGAAACAAAUAGUUCCAGCUCCUAAUGUGUAGAAACAAAGGUGUGUGUAAACAGAGAAUCACUGGAGGGUUGAGGGUUGAACUCCGUGUGUUUUCAAAACGUUAAAACAAACAGAGACAGGAUUCAGGUUCAGAGACAUUGGCUAAAAGUUUAGAUUUAAACGUGAAACUGCGUCCGUCCUGGUCUGAGCUGUGGUUUAACUGACUGGUUAAUAAUUAACCACUGUAUGGUAUAGUUGUUGAUUAGUUUUGAUGAUGGCUUUUUUUGUGAUGUUGUUAGGUAGCAUUUAGCUAACAUUUAGCUAAUAUGCUAACCUUUUUAAUCUAUAGUUAGCUUAGCGUCUUCUCAGUAACAUUCAGUUGUUUUUACUUGAAAAGAAAAUCAGUAGUGUCUGACCAGAGGAUGGUGCAGGGGGACGACAGGACAACAGCACAGACCCCCACGGACGUGACAGGACAGGUCAGCUGACAUCCAGUUUCACCUGAACAACAACAGCAACAACUACAACAACAACAGUCUCAGACUCUGAUUGUUCACCUUUCACCUGACUUUAAGUGCAUUCUGAACUCAACCCUCUGUCGGCAUUUCUGUUCACUAAACACAAGUGUUUAUUUACGAGUUAACCAGAACCUGACUGACCGGUUGUACACCAUGUCACACCAGCAGAGUCACAGACGCAGCUGCAAAUCAGUAACCGACAAAGUCAAAGAAUCUCUGCUCAGUCAGUCAGUGUCUGUGGAAGUACAAGUCAGAAGACGAUUGACACACAGGUGGGUGGGUGGGUCGGUGGAUGAGUGGGUGGUGUCAGCAUCUGAGUCAGAUUCAAAUACAAACAAAAGUCCGCAACAAGAGGACAGAAAAAAAAACAGCAGCCAUUUUAAUGAAAGACAACAGCUGUUUGAGGGGAAACAGUUCUUAAAGCUUUGUCUGGUUUUAUAGAAAAAUAUUUUAUCUUCCAUAAAACUGUGGCAAAAUUGUUCCUGUUCUUUUAGUUACAAGAAAAAAAAAAUAUCCUCAGGUCCAGGUGGGAGUGACCAGAGAAUUGUAGGUUUGAAACCCAUGACAGUAGAGUGCAGCCCACUGCUGCUGGACGUCAACAGGGUGUGUCUUUCCACAGAUGCACAUUUUUACCAAACAAUCUGCAACAAAAAGACCUGCACUGAGCUCAGAGUCUUUAAAACAUUUUAUUAAAAACGAUUCAUCAAACAAACACAAAAACAAAGACAGCAACUGUACAAUCAGUGACAACGAAUUAAGGCCAAACAAUGAGUUCUACGGUUAAAACCUGGCAUCUUUAGAAAAACAGAA